AUGAACAAUCACAUAUUGAAAGAAGAUACGGAAGUCGGAACCGUUGUUUACACUUUGAAAGGUUACGAUCCGGAAAAUUCAACCGUCAAAUAUGGGAUACUCGGUACGGAUGUUUUGACCGUGAAUCCAGAAUCUGGAGAAGUUACACUUGUUAAACCUUUGGAUCGAGAGGUUAAUGACACGCUCAAACUUUACGUAACGAUAGAAGAUGAAGUUGAAUCGAUGCAGGACAGUAAUAAAGUUACCGGAAACGGAAAUAACGUCGUCAGAGCGGAUGUAACAUUGAUAAUAACGGACGUCAACGACAAUCCGCCGGUUUUUCUAGACGCACCCUACGACAUAACGGUGUCGGAAAACGAAAAAGUCGGCACGACGAUAUUUCAAAAUAUAAAAGUAUCAGAUGCGGAUUUGGUCGGAGAUCCAUUGGAAGUUUUUUGCGUCGUGCCAGAUAAACUACCCAACAACUGCAUGAAAUUUUCCGUUAUAUCCGUAGAAUCGACGGAACAACAUUUCAGAGGCGUCGUCGUUCUCCAGGAACCUCUGGAUUAUGCUAAAAAACAAUUUUAUCAUUUGACACUAUUCGCGACGGAUGGAAAGCAUAAUGCGACGGCGGUGACGGAAAUAAAAGUUGUCGACGUUCAAAACACUCCGCCGGUUUUCGACAGUUCGUUUGUCGGCGUCGUACAAGAAAAUGCAGAAAUCGGAACAUUGGUAUUGACCGUUCACGCAAGAGAUGGAGACAUUGGAAAUCCACGUGAAAUCGUUUACGAAUUGGUCACGAAUCCGCAAGAUUAUUUUCUUCUCGAUGGUAAAACUGGAGAAUUGAGAACAGCCAAACCUUUGGACAAAGAAUCACUCGAAGAUUCUACCGGAGUUUUAACAUUGAAAAUCAGAGCACACGAAGUUGAAAAUGGCAUCGUUCUCAACGAUUCGUUAUCGGUCACGACGAAACAAGCAACGAUAACGAUAAAGGAUAUCAAUGACGAACCCCCGCGUUUUAACGAACGUGAAUAUUUUGUCGAAAUACCUGAAAAUUUUCAAUCAAACACUCCGCUUCCGAGAUUAAACAUGUCGGUCACUGAUCCCGACGUGGGUAAUAAUUCAUUGUUUUCCCUGAGAUUAUACGACGUGUCUGGUGUUUUUGCCGUGGAACCAACUCAAGCUUCCGGUUCGACUUCCGUCAGUAUCAGAAUCGCCAACGGAACUCUCGACUACGAAAAUCCGAAUCAGAGAAAAUUUCUCAUUUUGGUCGUCGCAGAAGAAAUAAGCGACGUACCGGAAAGAUCAUCGACGGCAACAGUCACGGUCGCAAUCACCGACGUCAAUGAUAACGCUCCGUAUUUCGAAAACGUCGAUCCAAGAACGGGAUCUUAUUCCGCGACGGUAUCGGAAACUGCAUCUCCCGGAGAACUCGUCACGAGCAUACUAGCCAAAGACAAGGACAGCGGAAGUUAUGGAGUGAAAGGAAUAGUGUAUCAGCUCGAAGGAAACGGUUCGGAAAAAUUUUCAGUGAAUUCGAAAACGGGUGUCGUCGUCGUUGCAAAAUGUGAAAAUCCUGGAAAACCUCAAUGUUUGGAUUACGAAACGAAAAACAUUUACGAUUUGACUUAUAAGGCGACGGACGAUGAAGGAAAAGGACAAUCGAAUCAAGUUUCAUUGAGAAUAUCUUUAAAAGAUGAUAAUGAUAAUCCUCCGGUUUUCGAACGUUCUCAAUAUCAAACCGUCAUUGACGAAGGUUCGAAUAAAUUUCAACCGCCUUUUAAAAUAACGGCACACGACAAAGAUGAAACGAGUCAAAUUGAAUAUUAUAUAGUGACCGGAAACGUUAAUAAUUUAUUCUCACUUGAUCCCCAUUCUGGAGAAAUCACCGUGACGGAUAAGAAAAACGGUUUGAACAUGACCGGAGUUUCGAAUAACGUCAUCGAACUCGUCGUUCAGGCGACGGAUGGAAAAUAUUCUAGCAACGCCACCGUUUCCAUAACCGUCAACGACGUCAACAACAACGCUCCGGUGUUUCAAGAAUCCCAAUAUCACGCGACGAUACUUGAAAAUUCAAUGAGAAACACGGAAGUUCAAUCCGUCAUCGCACACGAUUCGGAUUCCGGAAGUAAUGCCGAAGUCAAAUAUCAAAUAUUGAAAGGAGGAUUCGGGGAUUUUCACAUAAACGAAGACACGGGAGUCGUUUACGUGUCGCAAAAACUCGAUUACGAUCGUCAUUCGAAUUAUUCAAUCGAAAUAAUCGCUUUCGAUGCCGGUGUUCCGCAGUUAACGGGAACGACUACGCUUUUGGUAGAAGUCAUUAACAGCAACGACAAACAACCGUAUUUUUCACCGGAAUCACAAAGAACGGAAGUGAGCGAAUCGGCUCCCAUAGGUACCGUUGUUUAUAAACUUCACGCCAUCGAUCCCGAUGUCGCUCGGGAGGAUGAUCUUAGGUACGAAAUAACCGAACCUAUAAUAGCCAUAGACAGCAAUGGAAAAUCCGUCAGUCACACGAAGGAAUACGAGGAAUUUUUCAAAGUGGAUCAUCACACGGGUAAAGUUUUUGUCGCUAAAUCCCUUAAAAGAGAUGUUGCAUCCAUAAUAAGGCUCACGGUCGUCGUGACGGAUGUUUCCGCGACAACUCUUCAACAAGGAAAAGGUACUUUAACCAUCACUAUAAUCGAUGUGAACGAUCAUUAUCCGACUUUCGACGAGCCUUGGACGGUUGAAAAUCCUCGAUAUCAAAUCGAUUUAAUCGAAGGGCAAAACGAAGACACGGUAGUCGCAACGUUUACGGCCGAAGAUGCUGAUUCCACGAUUGCAUACUACGAUAUAAAACCGGAAAGUCCAUUUUUCAAAAUCGACAAUACUUCGGGAGUCGUAAGAUUGAAAAAAGAAGUCGAUUACGAAAGAGAAAAAAAACUUAAUUUUACGAUCUGGGCUCAUGAUUCAGGGGUGCCACAAUUUUCUUCGUCAGCAGAAGUCAUCGUCAACGUCAUCAACGUAAACGAUAACGAUCCCGUCUUUUCUCAGACCGAAUACAAAGCUUCCGUUCCUGAAAAUUCAUUCAUCGGAACACUCAUAACGAAAGUGACGGCAACGGAUGCUGAUGCGGAAAGUUACGGACAAGUGACGUAUAGUUUGGUCGGAGAACACAGCAACGAUUUCACAUUGGGACUCGAAAAUGGCGAACUCAGAGUAGCCAAUCCUGCCAUACUAGAUAGAGAAGACGUGAAAAAAAUCACGGUUGAAAUUGUUGCAAGUGACGGUGCUCCACCGGAUACAAGGAGAGCGGUAUCAGUUCCGGUUCACAUCACAAUAUUAGACGUGAACGAUAACGCUCCGUCAUUCGUUCAUAAAAAUUACAAAGCGACAAUUGUUGAAAACAUUGAUUUGAAUCCACCGGCGAAAAUUGUACAAGUACACGCAAUGGAUCCCGAUGAUGGAUCUUACGGAACCGUUUCUUAUUCCAUCGUCGGUGGCAACUUGGACGACGUAUUUCGAAUAGAUUCGGAAACGGGAAUAUUAUACCCGAAAAAAUCUCUUCACGGUCAACCGAGACAUUUUCAUUUGGUCGUAGAAGGAAGGGAUGCCGGGGAUUUGACAGAUAGAGCAACCGUCGAUAUCGACAUACUCAACGUGAAUCAAAAUAAGCCGACGUUUAUAAUGCCGGCAUCGUUGAAUGCAACCGUCGAAGUGCCCGAGAACGCUGGCCUCGCUGAUUAUUUGGUAAUGAAAGUGAGAGCAAACGAUGCCGACGAGGGUGAAAACGGUAGGAUAACAUACCAUUUUAAAGUCAACGAAACGGACGUUCAAGAAACGGAUGAAUUUUUCAUACAUCCCGACACUGGAGAUUUAAGAACUAAAAUCAUACUCGACAGAGAAGUCAAGUCAAAAUACGAGCUUCUCUUGGUUGCCAAAGAUCACGGAUCGCCGACAUGGUUCGAAACGCUCAGAUUGUUAACCGUCCUUUUGGUCGACACGAACGACAACGAUCCUGAAUUCGAAAGCGAAAGAUACGAUUUUUCCGUAUCGGAAAAUUUACCCGUCGGUGUGACGAUCGGUCAAGUCGUGGCAGUCGACAAAGACGAAGGAAAACACGCCAGAAUUUACUACAGCAUAAUAUCCGGAAACGAAGAAAAUUGUUUCACGAUCGAUCGAACGACGGGUAAAAUAUUGGCAAACGUGAGUUUCGAUCGAGAAUUUCAAGAUCAAUAUCAUUUAUUCAUAAGAGCGACAAACGAUCCGGAUUAUUUUCACACGAAAGAAGAACGGAAACACAGAGACAUAUUGGAAAGAGAUCCGAGCAUAACGAACGUUAGAAUCACUAUAUUGGACGAUAACGAUAAUCCUCCGAAAUUUGAAAAAGCCGAAUAUUACGCAGGAAUCAAAUCCUUGGCCGCGAUAAACGAAUUCAUAGCAAAAAUAUUAGCAGAAGAUCCGGAUUUGGCCGAAAACGGUACCGUUCAAUAUUACAUAGCCGCAUCCAAUUUGUACAAAUCGGGUUCGAACAAAUUGAGCGGAUCCGUUAUACCCUCGCCGUUCAACAUAAGUUCGGAUGGUAAAAUAGUUACCGCCACGUACAUGGCCGAAUACAAUCAAGAUAGAUUCAUAUUGGAAAUCAUAGCUAAGGAAAAAGCGUAUCCGAUGAGAGAAGCGAGGGCUAAAGUACACGUUUGGGUGUUUGAACCGAAUCAAUUAAUUCGAGUCAUACUUUCGAGACCUCCCGAAGAAGUUCACAGGGAACGUGAUGAAAUAAUAGCAGAACUAUCGAACGCGACUCAAAGUUUAGUCGUCGUGGAUGAUGUGAGGUAUCACGUGGACAUUGCAAAACACGUUCAUCGCGAUUGGACUGACAUGUAUUUACACGUUGUCGAUAACAAAACUCAAAAUAUUGUGGAUAUAGUCGAAGUUCUUAAAGUGAUCGAUGCUAAAUAUGAUUUCUUAAAAGAUUAUUACACGGGAUUUGCCAUUGAAAACGUUGUGCCAGCUUUGGAAGAAGUCAGAGAAGAUAAAUUCGAUUCAGCAUUGGCUGCUCUUAUAGCAUUAGUUAUUGUUUUGUUUGUUGGUUGCAUAACGUUUGUUGUAGUUUGUUGUUGUUUAAGAAAUUGGAUUUUAACUCCCAUUCCAAACGACGAUUUGAAAAAGAAAGAUGCAUUGAUAAAAAAAGCAAUUUUAGAAGAGCUCAACACGACGGAAAAUCCACUUUGGAUAGAACAAAAAUUAAAAUUGUACGAAGAACAAGAGCUCACCAUGCAAGUUUUCAUUGAUCCAGAUAAUAACGACACUCUUCGGAGAAACAGCGGGGUAGACAUGCCCCAGGGUGACAAUACGUAUGCCACGAUACAGCAUCCAAAUCAUCAUCAUCAUCACGUAUCUAACAGAGUUUCGGAUGAUAUCGGAGAUUACGAAACGCUAACAAAUAAUCACAGACGUCCGAGCAGUAAUUGCAGUUCGUCGAGAGGACCGUCACAAUCACACCAGUCUUACGAAGCCUCGCUAGGAUUUCAAGGUUCGACGUUUCAAGUUCCGCUCCCGCCAACGCCUCCUACCGUCGAACAACGGAAUCAUUCAUCACCCGAACUCAUAGCCGAUGUUUAA
Pediculus humanus corporis (human body louse) is the source of this 5583-nucleotide messenger RNA. RefSeq lists its product as uncharacterized. Gene Ontology annotation, biological process: homophilic cell-cell adhesion. The transcript is spliced from 28 exons. Gene Ontology annotation, cellular component: plasma membrane. The record is from RefSeq and is a predicted model, not a curated record. Gene Ontology annotation, molecular function: calcium ion binding. Lineage: Eukaryota; Metazoa; Arthropoda; Insecta; Psocodea; Pediculidae. Bases 1 to 5583 code for a protein of 1860 amino acids.